Molecule: messenger RNA, 3082 nt
Organism: Lontra canadensis (Northern American river otter)
Lineage: Eukaryota; Metazoa; Chordata; Mammalia; Carnivora; Mustelidae
Gene: SMAD7
Product: SMAD family member 7
Exons: 4
Coding region: 1431-2882 (483 amino acids)
Biological process (GO): transforming growth factor beta receptor signaling pathway; cell differentiation; SMAD protein signal transduction
Cellular component (GO): heteromeric SMAD protein complex
Molecular function (GO): I-SMAD binding; transcription regulator inhibitor activity
Source: RefSeq, a predicted model, not a curated record
UCCCUCGUUCGGCGCACAGAGCACCCUGUCCCCGAGCUGCGCCAGCCGAGCCAGCUGGGCGCCGUGCUCGGUCCGCUCGCCGCGCGGGAGAGAGCUGCCCGAGACAGAGCCAGCCCGCCGGCGCCUAGCUGCCGAGCGUCCGGCCCCGGAGACCCUGAGUGGGGCGCGGCGAGCCCCCGGCGGCGGCAGAAGGACCCGAGCGCCAGGAGAGGGCGGACGGGGGACAAGGAGGCUCCCGGGCGCGACGAGGAGAGUCUCGGUGGAGGAGGCGGCGUGAGGACACCCGGGCCUCCUUGCCGCCGCAGCCGGGUCGGGGCGAGCAGCUCCUGCGGGGAGUCCCGGCGGCCAGGCGCGGCUAGGGGAGGGGGCGCCGGCGGCCCCCGCGUCAGUGAACAGCUUGCGCCCAGGAGGGCGAGAGCGCGCGACCCGCCAGGGGCCCGCCGCCGCCGCCGCGCCGCCCUCCCCCGCGCUGUCAGCCCCGCCGGGCGCAGCCGCCGCCGCCGCAGCAGCAGCAUCUUCUGCCCCUGCGCCCCCGCCAGCCCCGAGGAAGUCCCCGCCGAGACCGGGGCCCCCGGGAGCGCAGGAGGAAAGACCAGACUCCCCUGAAACACCCAGAUGCCGCGGAUUGAAGCAGCCUAGCCAGAGCUUUCUGUGGAUUAAAAAAAUAUACGAUUUUCUUUUUUUCUUGGCAGAAGAAAAGGAGAGGAAGACCAGCGGGGCUCUGUAAGGAAAAAAGGGGGAUGUAACUCGUGGAUACGUUUUUUUCCACCCCUCAAACGUCUUGUUCUACUUUGUAAACAUUUCUUUUUUUAAACCUUAGCUCCAGCCGGACGCCCCCAGACCUCCGGGGGUGCGAGGAGGUGGUGUUUUUCAUUUUGGGCUUUGCCUAUUUGGUUCUUAGAUUUUUGAGAGCCUUCCUAUUUCGCCAGACAUCUCAUGCGGGGUGAAGUCCACUCGGUCCCCUCCCCCGAGUCUUCGUGUGCACGGAAUUCGAGGAGAUCCGGUUACUAAGGAUAUAGAGGAAAAAAAUAAAUCGCGUGCCUGCUUUUUUUUUUUUUUAAUUGCCUGUUCUCCCCCCCCCCAAAUUAAGUUGCUUAGCAAGGGGGAAAGAGGCUUUUUCUUCCCUCCAGGAGCCCAGCCGAACGUCUUUCGUUUUUUGCCCCCGCGGAUCUUCCAUGUAGGAAGCCGAGGCUGGCGAGCCCGACUCUCGGGAGCCGCUGCGGGGGGGCCUCUUUUUUGGGAGGCGCCGACCGGGGUAGGCUUCGCCGCCCCCAGGGAAGCGGCGGCCGCGUUCCUCCGGGGUGCUCCGGGGCCGGAGAGCCGCGCACCGCGCGGGCCGCGCGGGGUGGGGCAGCCAGAGCGCAGGCCCCCGAGCCCCGGCGGGCGCCCCCGGGCCCCCGCGCGCGCCCCGGCCUCCGGGAGACUGGCGCAUGCCACGGAGCGCCCCUCGGGCCGCCGCCGCUCCUGCCCGGGCCCCUGCUGCUGCUGCUAUCGCCUUCGCCUGCUGCCCCAACUCGGCGCCCGACUUCUUCAUGGUGUGCGGAGGUCAUGUUCGCUCCUUAGCCGGCAAACGACUUUUCUCCUCGCCUCCUCGCCCCGCAUGUUCAGGACCAAACGAUCUGCGCUCGUCCGGCGUCUCUGGAGGAGCCGUGCGCCCGGCGGCGAGGACGAGGAGGAGGGCGCGGGGGGGAGGCGGAGGAGGAGGCGACCUGCGGGGAGAAGGGGCGACGGACGGCCGGGCACAUGGGGCCGGUGGCGGCGGCGCGGGCAGGGCUGGCUGCUGCCUGGGCAAGGCGGUCCGAGGUGCCAAAGGUCACCACCAUCCCCACCCCCCAGCCACGGGCGCCGGCGCGGCCGGGGGCUCCGAGGCGGAUCUGAAGGCGCUCACGCACUCGGUGCUCAAGAAACUGAAGGAACGGCAGUUGGAGCUGCUGCUCCAGGCCGUGGAGUCCCGCGGCGGUACGCGCACCGCGUGCCUCCUGCUGCCCGGCCGCCUGGACUGCAGGCUGGGCCUGGGGGCGCCCGCCGGCUCGCAGCCCGCGCAGCCGCCCUCGUCCUACUCGCUCCCCCUCCUGCUGUGCAAAGUGUUCAGGUGGCCGGAUCUCAGGCAUUCCUCGGAAGUCAAGAGGCUGUGUUGCUGUGAAUCUUACGGGAAGAUCAACCCCGAGCUGGUGUGCUGCAACCCCCAUCACCUUAGCCGACUCUGCGAACUAGAGUCUCCCCCUCCUCCUUACUCCAGAUACCCGAUGGAUUUUCUCAAACCAACUGCGGACUGUCCAGAUGCUGUGCCUUCCUCCGCUGAAACAGGGGGAACGAAUUAUCUGGCCCCUGGGGGGCUUUCAGAUUCCCAACUUCUUCUGGAGCCUGGGGAUCGGUCACACUGGUGCGUGGUGGCAUACUGGGAGGAGAAGACGAGAGUGGGGAGGCUCUACUGUGUCCAGGAGCCCUCCCUGGAUAUCUUCUAUGAUCUACCUCAGGGGAAUGGCUUUUGCCUUGGACAGCUUAAUUCGGACAACAAGAGUCAGCUGGUGCAGAAGGUGCGGAGCAAGAUCGGCUGCGGCAUCCAGCUCACGCGGGAGGUGGACGGCGUGUGGGUGUACAACCGCAGCAGUUACCCCAUCUUCAUCAAGUCAGCCACACUGGACAACCCGGACUCCAGGACGCUGCUGGUACACAAGGUGUUCCCCGGUUUCUCCAUCAAGGCUUUCGACUAUGAGAAGGCGUACAGCCUGCGGCGGCCCAACGACCACGAGUUCAUGCAGCAGCCGUGGACCGGCUUCACCGUGCAGAUCAGCUUUGUGAAGGGCUGGGGCCAGUGCUACACCCGCCAGUUCAUCAGCAGCUGCCCGUGCUGGCUGGAGGUCAUCUUCAACAGCCGGUAGCCGCGCGGGCCGGGGACGCAGCGGGCGCCGCGCGGGCCCAGGCCAAACGACGUUGCUGCUAAUACUUUCCUCCCGAGUGCUUGCUUUUCAUGCAGACUCUUUGGUCCGUCGCGUGUCGUCGUCGUCCCCACCCCCGCCCCGCUUCUUGUCGUUCUUGUUUAUUUUCUGUUUGUUUUGUUAACUUUGAGAAAUAGCUUAUG